This is a messenger RNA of Sporothrix brasiliensis 5110, 2088 nucleotides long. RefSeq names its product long-chain acyl-CoA synthetase. Gene Ontology annotation, biological process: long-chain fatty acid metabolic process; long-chain fatty-acyl-CoA metabolic process. Gene Ontology annotation, molecular function: long-chain fatty acid-CoA ligase activity. The record is from RefSeq and is a predicted model, not a curated record. Lineage: Eukaryota; Fungi; Ascomycota; Sordariomycetes; Ophiostomatales; Ophiostomataceae. The coding region runs from base 1 to 2088 and encodes 695 amino acids. The transcript has a single exon. Gene Ontology annotation, cellular component: lipid droplet; endoplasmic reticulum; plasma membrane.
AUGGUUAUCCAGCACGCUUCGCCGCGCGUCUCGGCUCGGCCGCCCUUCUCCGUCGAGGUGCCCGGCCAGAAGCCUGUCGAGGGCGAGACCCCCAUCCGCCGCCACCCCAAGGCCGUCCCCGAGAUCGUCGGCACGCCCGCCCCCAACAUCACCACCGUCUACGAGCUCUGCAAGGCCUCCGUCGAAAAGCAUGGCGACGCCAACGCCAUGGGCUCGCGCCGCCUGCUGCGCACCCACCAGGAGACCAAGAAGAUCAAGAAGGUCAUUGACGGCGAGGAGCAGCUCGUCGACAAGCAGUGGACCUACUUUGAGCUGAGCAGCUACGAGUACAUCACCUACAACGAGUACUUCCGCCGCAUAAGCAAGAUCGGCGCCGGCUUCCGCAAGCUCGGCCUGACCGCCGGCGACCGCGUCCACAUCUUCGCCGCCACCAGCGCCAACUGGCUGACCUUCUCCCACGGCGCCGCCACCCAGUCCAUGCCCAUUGUCACCGCCUACGACACGCUCGGCCAGGAAGGCCUGCGCCACUCCAUGGUCGCGACCAAGGCCAAGGCCAUCUUCCUCGACCCCCACCUGCUGCCCAUCCUGACCAACGUCCUCAAGGAUGCCGUCGAGAUCCGCCACGUCAUCUGGAACGACCAGAACCAGGUCAAGCAGGAGCACGUCGACAAGCUCAAGGCCGCCUUCCCCAACAUCACCGUCCGCAGCUUCGAGGAGCUGCUCAAGCUGGGCGAGGCGAACCCCGUCGACGCCGUGCCCCCCUCGCCGGAGGACCUGUGCUGCAUCAUGUACACCUCGGGCUCCACCGGCACCCCCAAGGGCGUGCCCCUCAAGCACAAGAACGUCAUUGCCGCCGUGGCCGGCGUCAGCGUUGUCGUCCAGCCGUACAUUGGCCCGGGCGACGGCCUCCUGACCUACCUGCCCGCCGCCCACAUUCUCGAGUACGUCUUUGAAAACGCCUCCCUCUUCUGGGGCUCCACCAUGGGCUACGGCAACCCCAAGACCCUGUCCGACGCGUCUGUGCGCAACUGCAACGGCGACAUCAAGGAGUUCCGCCCCAGCAUCCUCGUCGGCGUCCCCGCCGUCUGGGAGAUGGUCAAGAAGGGCAUCAUCGCCAAGGUCAACGACGGCAGCCCCAUUGUCCGCUCGCUCUUCUGGGGCGCCAUGUGGGCCAAGACCAACCUCAUGGCCACGGGCCUGCCCGGCUCCGGCAUCCUCGACGCCGUCGUCUUCAAGAAGAUCAAGGAGGCCACGGGCGGCCGCCUGAAGCUCUGCAUGAACGGCGGCGGCCCCGUCGCCAAGGACACCCAGCGGUUCAUCUCGAUGGCCAUCUGCCCCAUGAUCAGCGGCUACGGCCUGACCGAGACCACCGCCAUGGGCGUGCUCCAGAACCCGGCCGAGUGGACCACCGACGCCAUGGGCGCCAUGCCCGCCUCGGUCGAGGCCAAGCUGGUCGACUUUCCCGACGCCGGCUACUUUUCGACCAACAAGCCGCACCCCCAGGGCGAGGUCUGGCUGCGCGGCCCCAGCGUCAUGGCCGGCUACUUUGAGAACGAGGCCGAGACCGCCGAGACCAUCACCGCCGACGGCUGGCUCAAGACGGGCGACAUUGGCGAGUUUGACAGCCGCGGCCACCUCAAGCUGAUUGACCGCAAGAAGAACCUGAUCAAGACGCUCAACGGCGAGUACAUUGCCCUCGAGAAGCUCGAGUCCAUCUACCGCUCGGCCGCCGUCGUCGCCAACAUCUGCUGCUACGCCGACGCCCAAAAGGCCAAGCCCAUUGCCAUUAUCGUCCCCGCCGAGCCCGCCCUGCUGAAGCUGGCCCAGUCCAUUGGCAUCAGCGGCACCAGCCUCGAGGAGCUGGCCCACAACAAGAAGCUGCAGUCCGCCGUGCUCAAGGAGCUGCAGGCCGCCGGUCGCCAGGGCGGCCUGUCCGGCAUCGAGAUUAUUGACGGCGUCGUCGUGUCCGACGAGGAGUGGACCCCGCAGAACGGCUUGGUGACGGCCGCGCAGAAGCUCAACCGCCGCGGCAUCCUGGACAAGUUCAAAAAGGAGGUGGCCGAGGCCUACGGCGCGACGUCGAGCUAG